AUGAUAAUCAGAGAUGGAUAUGUAUAUAUUAUGGAUAAUCAGAGUCUCAGGGCUGAUUUGGACAACCUCGAGUACGAAGAGCAUGAGAACACUUUAGAGAAGGUGGUGAAUUUGUUCCAGACUCAAUUGAAAGUGGACAUGAGUAAGAGCGACAUCAAAAAAUGCCACCGAAUCUUUGUAAAAAAUGCGCGACCUGAUAGGGCUCCGGCAGUAAUGGUGCAGUUCGUAGACAUUAACAAGCGAUCGUCAUCUCAUUUAAAAGCAAUUCCCUGGAACAAUAUAUAUUCCAUAGACGAUGUGAAUGACAAACUUAAUUUUAUGUGUGAAAAUAUUGAUAUUCUUUUGGACCUGCAUGCUCCUUUUGUAACACAUCGCAUUACUAAAAAAUACGCCCCAUGGUUUACAGAUGCUCUUAGAGCUAUGAAGAGGGAUAUAGAUAAGGCUUUGGCAAAGUACAAGAAAUCCAAAUUACUUACCGAUUGGGAGAAUUACAAACUUUUUAGAAAUAUGUUUACCGUAGCUGUUAAAAGGGAAAAGAAGUGUUACUUCACAAAUAAAUAUAAUAAUGGAAAUUCUAAAGAAUUAUGGUCCCAUUUAAAACUCAUCGAUUUGAAGUCUAGGAAUGAUAAUUCCAUACCAGCAGAAAUAGCAAAUGUUGAGCAUAUUAAUGAUCAUUUUGUGGAAUCCGUACCUAAAUUACAUGUAGACAAUGAUAUUGUUUUGUUUUAUGAACAAAACAAUUUUGUGAACCACGACUUUAAUUUUCAUGCAGUAGAUGAGAUUGAGGUUUUAAGAAUAAUAUCUAACAUAAAAACAACCGCAGUAGGCAUUGAUGGACUAAAUAUACUUUCGAUAAAUUUAUGUAUACCUUUUCUUUUACCUUAUAUUACUCAUAUCAUAAAUUUUUGUAUACAUAAUUCUAUAUUUCCUAGUAUGUGGAAGAGGUCGUUAGUAGUUCCUCUGCCAAAAGUUCCAUUAGUCGACUCUUUAAAUCAAUUACGACCAAUAAGUGUAUUGCCCACUUUUUCGAAGAUAUCAGAAACAAUAUUACAUAACCAGUUAACUGCAUACUCGACGCAAAAGUGUGUAAUUCCAGCAAAACAAUCGGGUUUUAAAAAGGAUCAUGGCUGCAAUACGGCAUUGCUCAGCAUUACGGAUGAGAUAUUAGAGGCAUGGGAUGAGGACAAAUUAACAGUAUUAGUUUUGUUGGACUUUAGUAAGGCCUUUGACACUCUUAGCCAUAAAAUCCUUGUUUCAAUUUUGCAGAGUGUUGGACUUUCAGAACAGGCUGUUCACUUACUCAAGGAGUUUUUAAAAGACAGAAGUCAAGCAGUAACUUAUAGCGUUAGUUCUCAUUUUCUGAAUACAUUACUGCCUAGCAAAUAUCACCUUUACGCUGACGAUACACAAAUUUACUUGUCAUUUCCUCCUGAAGAAAGUAUUCAAGCUAUCUCGGCAUUAAAUUAUGAUUUGAAUCAAUUUUCUCUCACGGCAAAAAAUCAUGGUCUUUUUUUAAACCCUAAGAAGUCUGUAGUAUUAGUUUUUGGUUAA
Sitophilus oryzae (rice weevil) is the source of this 1551-nucleotide messenger RNA. RefSeq lists its product as uncharacterized. Bases 1 to 1551 code for a protein of 516 amino acids. The transcript has 4 exons. The record is from RefSeq and is a predicted model, not a curated record. NCBI's taxonomy places the organism in Eukaryota, Metazoa, Arthropoda, Insecta, Coleoptera, Curculionidae.